AUGGAAAGGAUUUUGUUUAUAGAUGCAUUGUUUCAAUUGUUGUUAUUAGUAAAAAGUUCAAGUGUUACAGUUUAUCAAGGAGAUAUUUUACCUCAACAUGGACGCUGUGAGCCAAUAACCAUACAAUUUUGUCAACAUCUAAAAUACAAUCAAACCCUAUUUCCUAAUUUGCUAAACCACGCCAAGCAAGAAGAUGCUGGUGCCGCAAUUCAUAGAUUUACAACACUCAUAAAAGUGAACUGUUCUCCAGAUUUAAAACUAUUUUUAUGUUCAGUAUACGCCCCAGUAUGUACAAUAUUAAAUAAACCAAUACAACCUUGUCGGCAUUUGUGCGAAUCGGCUAGACAUAACUGUGACGAAUUAAUAACUAAAUAUGAUUUUGUUUGGCCUAAAGAAUUGGAAUGUUCAAAUUUCCCAGUCUUAAAUAUUGACAAUGUAAUAUGCUUUGGGAAUAAUAAUGUAACAAAUGAAUCAAAAAAACCUCCCCGAACUAAACUUCCUAAGGUAGAUUAUAAAUCGAGCUAUGAGAGAGAUCCUAUUAAAUUACAUGGAGCAAAAAACAUAGGUUUUGUAUGCCCAGUACAAUUUAAAAUACCAGAAAAUUUAGAUUUGGAGUAUUCCCUUAAAGUAGGGGAUAAAAUUGAAUAUAACUGUGGUGCACCAUGCAAUGGAAUGUUUUUUAGUGAAGAUGAAAAAAACUUUGCCAGAUUAUGGAUUGGGAUUUGGGCUACUUUAUGUGCAUUGAGCUGCUUAUUUACUGUGUUGACAUUUCUAAUAGACACAGAUAGGUUUCGUUAUCCUGAGAGGCCUAUAAUCUUUUUAUCAGUUUGUUAUCUUAUGGUAGCUGCUGCUUAUGUAAUGGGCUGGAGUGCAGGAGACAGUGUUAGUUGUCAAGGACCAUUUUCUUCUACAAUAAGUGGUACAACAUUACCUAACAUUUCAGUAAUUACACAAGGAACAAAACAUGAACCAUGUACCAUUCUUUUUAUGGUAGUGUACUUUUUUAGUAUGGCCUCUAGUAUUUGGUGGGUCAUAUUGACUCUUACAUGGUUCUUGGCUGCUGGUCUUAAAUGGGGACAUGAAGCAAUAGAAGCAAAUUCACAAUAUUUUCAUUUAGCUGCUUGGGCUGUACCUGCUGUUAAAACCAUAUCAAUAUUAGCUAUGGGAAAAGUUGAUGGUGAUAUUUUGUCUGGUGUUUGUUAUGUAGGUCUAUGGGAUGCAGAGGCACUAAGAGGUUUUGUUCUAGCACCAUUAUGUGUGUAUUUAGUUUUAGGAACAAUAUUCUUAUUUGCUGGUUUUGUUUCACUUUUUCGAAUAAGAACAGUUAUGAAGCAUGAUGGUACCAAAACAGAUAAACUGGAAAAACUAAUGAUUCGCAUAGGUAUUUUUGGAGUACUAUAUACAGUUCCAGCACUCCUUGUAAUUGCUUGUUUAUUUUAUGAACAAGCUCACUUUGAUAGUUGGAUGGGAACAUGGCAUCGUGAUAUGUGUGCAAUGCCAGUGUACUCUAUACCAUGUCCAUUUACAUAUCAAGAAACUGAAAGACCUAAAUUUGAGAUGUUUAUGAUAAAAUAUCUUAUGACAAUGAUUGUUGGAAUCACCUCAAGUUUCUGGAUUUGGUCUGGAAAAACUUUAGUAUCUUGGCAUCAAUUUUUUGAUAGAAUAAAAGGCAGGAGAGUUGAAGCUUAUGUA
This is a messenger RNA of Brenthis ino (lesser marbled fritillary), 1692 nucleotides long. The record is from the annotation of a GenBank genome assembly. NCBI's taxonomy places the organism in Eukaryota, Metazoa, Arthropoda, Insecta, Lepidoptera, Nymphalidae.